AUGGGUAAAUUUGGCGGUGGCAACGAGAAGGCGCUAGCAGCUCGAGAGCGUAAGAAGGACCAACAGGCUCAGAAGGCUGCCGAUGAGCACAAGCGUAAGGAAGAUGCCUUGUGGAAAGAUGACGAUAAGACCAAAGCCGCUAAGGACGCGAGGACUCGGGCGAAGGAGGAAGCUCACGAUGCUAAGCUGGAAAAAGAUAAGGAAAAAAGGGAACUUCUUAAGGCUGAGGAAGAGGCCUUGAAGAAUGUUGGGAAGUCUAAGAAACAACUGCAGGGCUCCAAAAAAGUCACGCGGCGUGAUAUACAGUCCCACGCGUUGAUGGGGUUGUCGGCCCCUCCGACCAAGAAGAAAUCUCACAAGCCGGCGACGGCGGCCCCUAAGGUCGUCACUGAUGAGCCCUUGCAGGAGAAUAUAAAUCACUUGCUGAGAGCUCAAGCAGAGAGAGGCGUCGAGAUUGUCUCUGGCACUGGAAUCGACAAGGCCCUUGGUGCCCUAGGGGGUGACGCUACUGCUACUGAUGGGCAGGACCGGCAUCCAGAGAAGAGGGCGAAGGCACUCUACGCUGCCUUUGAGGAGCGCAUGAUGGUUGAGAUGAAGGAAGAGUAUCCUGGGCUGAAGCGAUCGCAAUAUAAAGACAAGAUAUUCAAAGAAUGGCAGAAGUCGCCGGAAAAUCCUCUGAGGGAUAUUAAGAAUCAGUAAAAUUACGGAAAGUCAUUUCUCAU
Molecule: messenger RNA, 722 nt
Organism: Perkinsus marinus ATCC 50983
Lineage: Eukaryota; Perkinsozoa; Perkinsida; Perkinsidae
Exons: 3
Coding region: 1-699 (232 amino acids)
Biological process (GO): transcription by RNA polymerase II
Cellular component (GO): nucleus
Molecular function (GO): transcription coactivator activity
Source: RefSeq, a predicted model, not a curated record